Molecule: messenger RNA, 658 nt
Organism: Amoebophrya sp. A120
Lineage: Eukaryota; Dinophyceae; Syndiniales; Amoebophryaceae
Source: the annotation of a GenBank genome assembly
AAGUUCCAGGCUCCCUCGUUUUCAUUGAACCCUCCCGCGGCACAGUGAAGAAUCUUGCAAGAAGCGCAUAAGAACGUUAUCGGCCCUGCAUAAAAAUUUUCCCCACAUUUCGAGAUCCUGUCCACGACCUGUGAAGAUCCUUCACUCUCGGGUCUCUUUAGGUUUCGAACAAAUCUAAAAACUCUUUAGAUUUCGAACAAAUCUGUAAAAGCACUCCUGUUAAUAUUUUCAUCCUCGUACGUUUGCGUCACACACGCGUUGUUUGUUUUCAUCUGAACCACGACACGGAUUUUUGAAGUCAAAGUGUUUGCUGAAGAAUUCCUCGUAGCUUGUUCUCGUGUCUGAUUUUGAAAAAAAAGUUGCUAGUAUCCUCCUGAAAGAAAUCUAAAUCACGACAACAUGUCCGACUCGAAGGUGCGUGAUGAGGAUUAUGGCGAUGAAGUAGAGGUAGAUCCAACUUCUUUGUACAGGAGUGAAUUGUAUUUUUCGUCCAAUGACAAAGACAGAGAAUGGAGAGCGAUGAACGCGGUUUAGAAGGUGAUUAUCUACAUCAACUUUAUCUCUGCAGUAGUAGUUCUUGGAAGUAGAUGCACCUCCGAUCUAGUACGGUCAGCGCGGCGAAUGGCAUCUAAAUUUGUGAAUACCAUCAAACGAAGCG